AUGCGCAGUGGUUCUGGUCUGAUUUUGCAGGUGCUGAAUGCCGGCCUUCAUAAUCCGCAGCACUUCUUUCGUCCGUACGCGAAAGCCGUCGUUGCGCUCCCCAGGCUAUGCAAAUUCCACCAGGCGGCGCAGGAUGCAGUCGAGAAGCUCGUCCGGGUGGAGCGAUUGCUCGACUGUGAGCUCGAAGGAACUCCGAAGAUCCACGGUCGAAUGGCCAAAGAUACGCUCACUCAAGAAUUCACCUAA
This is a messenger RNA of Microbotryum saponariae, 246 nucleotides long. Lineage: Eukaryota; Fungi; Basidiomycota; Microbotryomycetes; Microbotryales; Microbotryaceae. The record is from the annotation of a GenBank genome assembly.